Molecule: messenger RNA, 3113 nt
Organism: Ceratosolen solmsi marchali
Lineage: Eukaryota; Metazoa; Arthropoda; Insecta; Hymenoptera; Agaonidae
Exons: 7
Coding region: 47-2791 (914 amino acids)
Source: RefSeq, a predicted model, not a curated record
UCGGCCGUGCGAGCUUCAUGCCCGUGAGAGCGGACACGCGCCCGUGAUGCACGAGGAGGCGAGGCGACCGCGUCGGCACCAGAGGAGGAGCAGAACCGUGGCCGAGGUGGAGCUGGCCCUCGAGCCCAUGGAGUCGCAGGUGCGAGGCCUGCGCCAGGAGGUGGCGCGCACCGAGGACUCGCUGCGGGCGGCGACCCGACGCUGCCGCGAGCUGGUGCGCGAGCUCGACGGCCUCAGCGCGGACCACGAGCGCGAGCGUCUUCUGCGGGACCAGCAGCUGUCGCGCAUUCUGCGCGCGCUUCUCGUUCUCGAGUCGAGACUCAAGCAGGAGCAAAAGUCCAUCAGACAGCUGCUCUGCGAGAAGGACAACGUCAUAAGGAACCAGCAACUCGAGAUCGCGCGACUCAGGCGCUAUACCAAGAGCUACAUCAAGGGCAAGCGCGACCAGAGCCGCUGCACCGGAGCUGCCGAGGUCAUCGACAAGGCCGAGACCGAGGAUCCGCCCUCUUUCGAGGCCUCGGACUUCCAGGAGCACGAUAGCGGUCUGAGCAAGGAUAUCCAGAAGUUGAAAUGCGAGAUAAUAACGAAGCUUAAUGAGGGCUUGGACGGCGAGUCCGGUCAUCCAAGCACGAACAUCCGGAAGACGCACAGCUUCGCGGGCAGUGAUAUCUCGAAGACGAGCCUGACCUCGAGCGAGAACACGGAUGCCUCGAUCAUAACGACGACGACCGACGGCAGUCCUUCGCUACUCAGCACCGAAGGCUUCUGCGAGGGCGAGUCGACCGACGUCUCACCGGGCUCGACCCUCAACAAGUCCAGCAGCCGCUGCACACCGACGAUCGUCAUGACCGACAGCGAGACCGAGGUCACAAUGGUCAUCCUCGACGAGAGGCAGAAGACGAUCGCGAGGUCCGAGAGCAAAGAUGACGGCCUCGACUGCAACUACGCCUCCGACGAGGACGAGCCGAUCUACGAGAACGCGCGCUGCGACGAGAACAAUGCGAGGAAUAUCAUCGCGGGUGUGAACGCCAACGCCAUCACCGAUGACCGCAGCAACAAUAACGUUGAGAUGAGAUUGACGAGGAUCGAGCCGGACGAGCAGAGCCACGAGGAGUCGUCGGGUAAUUGGUACAGCGACCCGGACGAGGACCGGCUGAACGACGAGAUGCUCCGGCACAGCGUCUAUCGACCUAACAGCAACCACAAUUCGGUCCUCGAGUGCGUCAACCAAAUUCUCCUGCGCGACAUGGAGGACGAGGAGAACAACAUCCUGUCGGUGCCGCGCAGAUUCAAGCACCGGGGCAAAAUUGUGCGCUUCCAGCCGGCGAGGCUUUCCGACAUCGAGUCCGUCGGCUCUGAGAUGGAGAGGCGGAACUCGGACGAAUCGCCUCAGACGACGAUGAUUAGCAGCAGCGCGGAAACAACGAGCGCCGCUGCCCCGCUCGACAGGAUGGACAAAAAGCAAUCGGAUGGAAAGGGUAAGGAGACCGAGCCAUUGAGCGACGGGUUCGAAGCGACGAAUUCGGAAGAUGAAUUCGGUAUGCGAAUCCAGCCAGCACUCGAUCCAGAAUCUCGUCUCGAGGAGGAUGCGAACGAGACGAAACCAAGGCCAAUCAUCAUUAUAGAGCCGUUUGUAAAUGUCGAGGAGCCCAUGAAUGAUGCAGGCCUCACUACAUUAACGAAAAAAAGCAGAUCGGAACGACCGACGACGAGUCCUACGUCCUUGCGCAUGGAGAGGAUCGAAGAGAAGUCGUGUCUGCAAAUGUCCGGCUGCAAGGGGCUGACAAUAGCUAAAAAUCUUGAUUACGAGGACAUCGAGUCCCUACCCGAGGUAAUCGGGCCGCAGCACCCAAAGAUACCUCCUGCCUUACCGCCAAAGCCCCAAUUCCGCAACAACACCCUCGUACUGAAGAAGAUUCCAAGCCCGUCCUUCCUCAUCGACGAGACAUCGCACAAGAAGCAGGUAGCUGCCGAGGCCGGCCAAGCAACGACGAGUCAUCGAUCCACGGCCGGAGGAGUCCACGGGAUCGGCGGCAAUCUCCUCCCUACGAGCGCCUCCCGUAGUCUGAAAUUCGACGAGGUCGGCAGACGAUGCGACGACACGACGAUGAGCUUCUGGAGAAGUCGAUUUAACAACGUGCGCUCGUCCUUCCGCCUGAAGCAGCAACAAAAUACCAACAACGGAGACGUCUCCGCGUCCCCGGAGCUCUUACCCAAGGUCACGAGUAUCGUCCGCCACUUCGAGGAGUUUAAAAUCGAAGACAAGGACGUGCCCAGGAAACAGCAACAACAGCAGCAGCAACAACAGCACUUCGAGAUCGACGACUAUGACAUACAGCAAAAUUUCGAGGAGUUUAAUCUCGACGAGUGUGACCUGUCGGACGACCCGGAUAGACCGGGGGUCGAGGGCUCCGAGAGCUUCGGCACCGCCAAUAACCCAAUCAACGACAACUCACCGCCGCCCGGUCGUGCUGGUGAGACAACCACCGCCGUAUCCUCCGACAACAACAAUGCGCCGACUGCCAGCACCGCACAACUGACCAACGGCAACAGCGGUAACAGCGGCAACGGCCACUACGACAGCUUCCUCGAGGCCACGGGUCUCAGUAACAAGUCCAUCCUCACGCCCUCGCGGCUCCUCAGCAAUCACAAGAGCAUGCUCAAGCCCAAGGACGUCAAGUACAAGAGCAAGAUCAAGGCGACCGCGGUGAUGGAGAGACACGGCGUCGGCGGCAACGGAGUCCACGCGACCACCACGCACACGAAGCACUGGACAGGACCGUUUGUUUGACGAUUAGUCAGGCGUGUCCUGACCGACGGCGCGCUGCGCUGGAACUCCUUGAGGAUGCCCGCCUCAGAGUCCCAGCCCGCGGACGACUAACGCGAGUGUUCGCUUGAAACGAGUCCCUCACAAAGGGGGAGAGGGGAUUAUGUCCAUCAGUUUGUUUCGUUAUGGGGCUAAUAGUCGAGAAUUAGCGCUUGUCAUUGGCUCAGACAGUGGCUUGAGCCUUCGUUCGUGGAAGCUCGGGACGAAUAUCGACGAAUAUCCACGUAAAGCAACGGUUUCCUCAAAUUGGCCGAUUCCCGCUAUUGUUCUCUCCAAGGGUUCCAGG